AUGCUAGAACCGGCAACGCUGUGUGCGCGUUACGUCAUAAUGGCGCGGAAAGAGCAGCGCGAGGUCCACCUCUACCCGAAGUCUACGUCAGAUGAGACAGUGCCCGCUAUGGACGCCGAAGAGGAUCCAACAAUGGCCUCUACACCGGCCGGUUUUGGCAAAGCAUCCACACAGUGCAAGCUCCUGGAGACAAUCUUCGAAGAUCCAAAACACGGGGCCGAUGGAAGAGAACGCCUCACAUCGGUAAGAAAGUACAAGCGCUUCAUUGAUUUCACCGUCGGUCCAACUGCAUCAAAGAAGUGGAAGCGAAGCCAGAAAGCGCGCAAGCUGGCAGUUUGCCGACAGUCGCUUUUCCAGCAUCAAGGCCACCCAGAAGUGUUUGAGUGUCCUCAAGAUGCUUUUACGAGACUGACGCAACGGAAAACGCGCGUGAGAGGUCCUGCAUCUGUGUACCAAAAUGGGACCGACCAUGCUUUAAUCGCCAUUGACAAAAGGCCAGCCUGCUACAACAACAUGGGCGGUGGUGCCUGCGCAGCCGUUGACUCCGUGCAUUCUUUGAGCCAAAGUGAGUUAUGCUCGCAGGCAGGAUGCAACAACGGCUCUUUUGAACCGAACUCGAGCUCUGGCUUGCCGGAUACGCUGAUCGUUUCGAGCGGAGACCUCUUUGUUGAAGAAGCAGCGACGGUGGAGUUGCCCCUCGGAUGUGCAAGCAACAAUGGUGCCAGCAUCGACGUGGAAGUCAGGUCUAGCAUCGAGGACCUGCUUACGGCUGUCGUCGUCUCCAGCCACGGUUGUUCUCUAGAUUACCAGAGUGUGCGUGCAGGCGACGUAAAACACUCCAGGUCGUGUAACGGCAACGCUGGGGGCGCGAGCCCGGACGGAUUACUCGAGGUGCGGCCAACGGCGGAACCGAGGAGGGCACAGAGUAGAAUGCGUCUGUCUGCAAGAAGAGGGCCGAGGAAGCAAGCGUCUGUCUGGGCUCCGAGGCAUCCGGUGGACAGGAGUGUCGAGGGAACCGUGAGUGAGCUCAUUGCCAUCAUCGAGGCAACGGACAACCUCUGCGAGGGUGUUGUGGAAGAUUGUAGCCUCUCCAGCUGCAAUGUAGAUAGAGAAAUUGUCAAUCAGCUGCUGCAUUCCUUCGUGGAAAGGGUUCCCGAGAAUGUGCCCUAGCUUCGCUCCUGUUCUGGGAAUGCUCCAUCGUUCUUUCUUAAAAAGAUUUUUUAGACUCUUUUCUUUUUUUUUUUUUAAGGUAACUUUUUUUUACUGUGUGGGAAGAAGUCCUAGAGGGGUUGGGGAUUUGAUGAUCAGCCGCACCAAAUGUCGAGUCAAGCGUGCUACGCGACAAUGUACAUUGCAUUUCCUACGUAUUGUAAGACGGCAAAUGAUGUUGCACAAGCUAAGUUGUUCGGCGUACUUGGACGUAGUUAACGUUAAACAGGAAAGGCAUUUUGCUUGUGGUCUAGUCUAAUGAAGUUUUUUUUGUAAUAUAAUUUUACUAUUGAUAAAGAGAUGGAAGGGUUGUGCCUCUAAUCAUAUCCUUUCAGAUGCAAAGAACAAAUACAAGUUACUUGUUUGCUUUUGAUCGGGUCAAUGAAAGAUUAUAGGAUUUUGAGACUGUGAGGUGCAAGAAAUUCAGUUUGCGAGCAAGCCCUCGCAUGACCAAAGCGCUGCACUCCAGCAAUGCAUAGUCCACAGUCUUAGUAAGUGUUCCAAUUUUUUAAAAUAGGACGUAGACAAAGUUUAAAUUUGUCAGUGUAAACUUUCAGCUGUUUGUAAGAAAAGUUAGUUAAGUUUAAUGGAAAUGCAGAUGUACUUCGAAUUUACCCGUGUUUAAUGGAAAUGCAGAUUUACUUCGAACUUGCCCGUGCUUAAUGGAAAUGCAGAUUUACUUCGAACUUAACUGUGUUUCUCUGACAUAUUGGUUUCCGUGAAUAAAAGCUCUUGCCUAAUUUA
Molecule: messenger RNA, 1953 nt
Organism: Ixodes scapularis (black-legged tick)
Lineage: Eukaryota; Metazoa; Arthropoda; Arachnida; Ixodida; Ixodidae
Exons: 3
Coding region: 1-1170 (389 amino acids)
Source: RefSeq, a predicted model, not a curated record